This is a messenger RNA of Erinaceus europaeus (western European hedgehog), 1395 nucleotides long. RefSeq names its product tripartite motif-containing protein 75-like. Lineage: Eukaryota; Metazoa; Chordata; Mammalia; Eulipotyphla; Erinaceidae. Gene Ontology annotation, molecular function: zinc ion binding; protein binding. The record is from RefSeq and is a predicted model, not a curated record. The transcript has a single exon. The coding region runs from base 1 to 1395 and encodes 464 amino acids.
AUGGCCCAGGAAGGCCUCCUGGAAGAACUGAGGGCAGAUUUCACCUGCCCUGUGUGCCUGGACUUGCUGACAGACCCAGUGACUCUGGACUGUGGGCACCACUGCUGUGCCUCCUGCCUCCAGCAGUGCUGGCAGGACCUGCUGGACAUCCUGCCCUGUCCCGUCUGCCAGCACCACUGUGCCCACAGGGAGCUGCAGAAGAACAGCCAGCUGAGUGCCCUGGCUGACAUGGUGAAGCAGCUGCCCAGCUCAGGGAGCAAGAGGAAGCAGCAGCAGGAGCAGCCCCUGUGUGAGCAGCACCAGCAGGUGCUCAGCCUGUUCUGUGAGCAGGACCUGCAGCUGGUGUGUGUCCAGUGCAGAGUGUCCUGUGAGCAGCAGGGUCACCAUGUUACCCCCACUGAGGAGGCUGCUGCUCAGCACAGGAAGAAACUCAGAUCCCAUGUGCAGGCCCUGAAGAAGCAACUGGAAGAUGCUCACAAGGGGUUACAUAUGCAAGGCAAAGAAAAACGUGAAUUCAGAAAGAACGUGAUAAUUCAAAAAUUUUUAAUAUUAUUUCAAUGCAAACAUUACAAGUCUUUCUUGAGACACCGUCAGUAUGAGUACAAUACUUGGCUACUAGAAGAAAUGAAGACUGUUUCCCAAAAGAUGACUGAGAGCAGAGACCAGCUGUCAGCCUUUGGCUCCUCAGUGAAGACUCUGCUGAGGGAUCUCACAGACAUGUCUGAGCAGAGAGACCUGCAGCUCCUGCUGAGGGCCAGAAGACUCCAGCACCUGCUGAGCAGCUGUGAAGAGUUGGGGGUCCCAGAAGGCUUUUGCCACACAUUCCAGGAUCAGCUCCCCAGAGCCCCUUUACAUUAUCUUGAUUUUCACAUCGCCAGCAAGUUUAAGGUAGAUUUGACACUAGACCCUGAGACUGCUCAGAAAGAUCUCAUCAUCAGUGAAGAUAGGAAGAAGGUUCUGUUUGAGGGUAAAUUAAUGGUCUCCACCCCUGCCCCCAGCCCUAAGGCUUUUACUUCUCACACAGCUGUCCUGAGCUCUGAGGGCUUUGAAGCUGGCAGGCAUUUUUGGGUGGUACAAAUCACAGGGAAAGGUGUGUGUUUCCUGGGUGUCUGCAAAGAGUCUUUCCCCAGGCAGGUGCUGAUGCCACAUUCCCCAAGCAAUGGCUGCUGGAAAAUGCAACUGUCCAUUGGGACUCACCACAAGUCUCACAAAAGGAAAGUGACCAUUGGCGUUUUCCUGGACUAUGAACUAGGAGAGGUUUGGUUUUACAAUAUGUGCAAGAGGUCACCCAUCUGCACACUUACAGACACCUUUACAGAGAAACUCUUCCCCUUUUUUGCGGUACUACCUUCUUCCUCAUCAGUGGUCAUGACUCUAAAAUACAAAGCCCUCUGA